Messenger RNA from Carassius auratus (goldfish), 2103 nucleotides. RefSeq names its product pleckstrin homology domain containing, family A (phosphoinositide binding specific) member 8 (gene plekha8). Gene Ontology annotation, cellular component: cytoplasm; cytosol; membrane. Lineage: Eukaryota; Metazoa; Chordata; Actinopteri; Cypriniformes; Cyprinidae. The record is from RefSeq and is a predicted model, not a curated record. Gene Ontology annotation, biological process: ceramide transport; intermembrane lipid transfer. The transcript has 13 exons. The coding region runs from base 134 to 1750 and encodes 538 amino acids. Gene Ontology annotation, molecular function: ceramide 1-phosphate transfer activity; ceramide 1-phosphate binding.
AAUUCCCAGCAGUCACUUUGCGUCUUUUGGAUAUAGUUGUCGUAGUUAAGAAUAAUCUCGAGUUUCUCAAAGAGGCUGUGUUGGGCUCAGUCUUGCCACGACUAAGUAAUGAAUUGUCAAGAGAAGGUCUGUCAUGGAGGGAGUUCUCUAUAAAUGGACAAACUAUAUUAGCGGUUGGCAGCCUCGUUGGUUUGUUCUUGAGGGAGGCACUCUUUCCUACUAUGACUCUCAAGAAGAUGCAUGGAAAGGAUGCAAGGGCAGCAUCAAAAUAUCUGUGUGUGAAAUACAGGUUCACUCAUCGGAUAUUACUAGGGUUGAUCUGAUCAUUCCAGGAGAACAAUACUUUUAUCUCAGGGCAAUUAAUGCAGCAGAGAGGCAGAAAUGGCUUGUGGCGUUGGGGACAGCAAAAGCCUGCCUCACAGACAACCGAACCAAGAGAGAGAAAGAGCUCCAGGAAAACACAGACGCUCUGAAAACAAAAAUGUCUGAGCUAAGGCUUUACUGUGACCUUCUCCUCCAGCAAGUGAACAAAAUACAAGCAAGUUCUCAAGCGGAGAUGGCAGCCGAUUCGGGGGAGGUAGGGGAUGAGACUGGAAAUCUAGUGAAGUCCACUUGCAGCACCUUCUUGAAGACCCUGGAGGAGUGUAUGCAGAUUGCUAGCCGGACCUUCAAUCCAGACCUUCUGAGUCUGACCCCUCCAGGCUCUCCUCCUGUGGCUACCAUCAAACCUCACAAGAUCAAACCUACUGAUCCAAGACAUCAGCACCCAGGAGAAAACAGACGAAAGGACUUAGUCAACAUCUCAGGAACAUCAGCACAUGGGAGUGGACCAGAAAAUGAACCACCUCCAUCUCCUGUGCCUACAUCUCCUACAAAAAGUGGUUUAAUGGAGGAACAGAGGGAGACCAUGGAGCCUCGUAAUGGCUCUUCAUCAAGCACACAGGACCCUGAAAAAUCUGUAGGAGAGGAGACGGAAAUACCGACCCAAGAAAAACAAGAGGAAGUCACACUGAGUCCCACACAAAACAAAGAAAAGGUCACUGAAGAAAUCCAGGCUGACCUGGAAGUGAAUGAGCUUCUGUCUGAGAAUAAACAGGAAGAGGAAGAUAAGGUGGACACAUUCUUCAGUACCAUGAGCCACAGAUUUAGUGAUAUAAUACUGGAGGACGACAGUGGUAUUCCCACACAAGCCUUUUUGGAUUCUUGCUAUGCUAUAGUACCAGUUUUAGACAAGCUUGGACCAACUGUCUUUGCUCCAGUUAAAAUAGAUUUUGUGGGAAACAUUAAGAAAAUCCAGCAGAAGGUGGUGUCCGAUCCUGAGAGUUUCCCCACCCUGCAGAGCAUCGUGCUGCAUGAGGUGGAGACGGAGGUGACACAGGUGAGGAACUCGGCCACAGAAGCGCUGCUGUGGCUUAAACGUGGACUCAAGUUCCUCAAAGAAUUCCUUUCUGAAAUCAAUACAGGGAUAAAGGAUGUCCAAGGAGCUCUUAAUAAUGCAUAUGGAAAGACGCUACGGCAAUAUCAUGGAUGGGUUGUUCGAGGUGUCUUUGCUCUGGCUCUACGGGCUGCCCCAUCCUAUCAGGGCUUCAUGGCUGCUCUGGUUUCUCAUGAAGGCGAUGAGCUGAAGGAAGGCUUUACGACUGGCAUGCAUCGAGACCUAGACGUCUACCUGCCAGCCAUGGAGAAGCAGCUGUCCAUCCUGGACGCUCUCUAUGAGGAGUAUGGCUUGGAAUCAGAUGACAUCGUGUGACUAAUCAAAUCCACGCACACAGCGAACAGAGCUUGGUUCUGACGGAGCUCAUCGGUUUCAGCGGUGAAACUGUAACUCUUUCAUCCGCUGUGGUAAACGAGCCCAAAGUUAGUGUUGAAGACAGGGAGGUUUCUGUGAGGGCAGGGCUUGCAAAGCCUGACCAGUUAGAGCGUGUUGGAUAAUAUGGCAUAUGCAGAGUCCAAUAACAGUCAUCCCCGUGAAAUUUCAACAGCCACGGCAAAAUAAUGCUAGCUGAGGAGUGCAGGGUGUGAUUUCAAGUGUUUCGGGGAAAAGGUAUAUUUUUAGAAACUUUCAGUGGCGUGAUCAAGUGUUUUGUUGAAAUUGGUUGUAUG